GUGUCCCGCAGACUUCGUCACCUUCUGUAAAAGAGAGAUCUUUUUUUAUAAUCUGCAAUUAAAUCGCCUCCGCUUUUAAAUUGAUAUGCCCAACCCGCAGUUAUUUGAUUUCAAUCCGCUGGCUUGAUUUAAUCUCAUCUUGCAACACUAAAACCCUAGCAUGAGGUGAUUGAAUAUCUUCGAGUUUAGUCAUUGUCUCUUCUCUUGAUCCAAUUUUUUUGUUUCAUCUGUUUGUAAACGGGUCUGCUUUGGUUGGAUGGAAUAUUUGAACUUUAUUAGGGUUUAGAGGAAGGGUACUCCAUUUUUGUGGAUUCAGUUCAGGUAAUUGUGCAGAGUAUAAAUCCGGGGGUUUCUGUGUAUCUCUCUGUUUUCUCUAGGUUUAGGACAUUGCACUUAUGGAUCUUCUCCAGUCAUACACAGAUCAAAAAGACGAGAACCAUGACGGAAGCCCUAAACAGGUUACAUCUUCGCCAGAAGCCUCUCCGCCCCGGCUACUUCCCUCCAAAACCUCGGCACCCAAGGUUGACGAUACAAUGUUAGCCCUCACGGUGGCCAACGCCAACCGGACCCUCUCGAAGCCAAUAGACCCAACUCAACAUAUUGUUGCCUUCAACCCCACCUACGACCAGCUCUGGGCGCCCAUUCAGGGUCCAUCUCAUCCCUAUGCCAAGGAUGGCAUUGCGCAGGGCAUGCGAAACCACAAGCUAGGGUUCGUUGAGGAUGCGUCCAUUGAACCAUUUGUCUUCGAUGAGCAGUACAACACUUUCCACAAAUAUGGAUAUGCUGCUGACCCCUCAGCUUCUGCUGGAAACAAUUACAUUGGCGACAUGGAGGCUUUGCAGAAGAAUGAUGCCAUCUCCGUGUAUAACAUCCCUCAGCACGAGCAGAAGAAGAGGAAGAUCGAGAAGAAGAAGGAAAUGAGUGAGAAUGAGGAUGUGGAAAUGGAUUUGAACCCGGAUGAAGUUGAAAAUCCAGCUAGUGAUGUGUGGUUGAUGAAGAAUAGAAAGAGUCCAUGGUCUGGGAAGAAGGAAGGUCUGCAAACUGAGCUCACUGAGGAGCAGAAGAAGUAUGCGGAAGAGUAUGCAAAGAAGAAAGGUGAAGAGAAAGGUGGUGAGAAGGCAGAAGUUACAGCGGAUAAGAGUACUUUUCACGGUAAAGAGGAGAGGGAUUAUCAGGGCAGGUCUUGGAUUGCACCCCCGAAGGACGCCAAGGCCACAAAUGAUCAUUGUUAUAUACCCAAAAGAUUGGUGCAUACUUGGAGUGGGCACACAAAGGGUGUAUCUGCUAUUAGGUUCUUCCCCAAACAUGGUCAUUUGAUUCUUUCAGCUGGUAUGGAUACCAAGGUGAAGAUAUGGGAUGUGUUCAAUUCUGGAAAAUGUAUGAGAACCUACAUGGGUCACUCGCAGGCAGUUCGGGAUAUUUCAUUUUGUAAUGAUGGGUCUAAGUUUUUGACUGCGGGAUAUGAUAAAAAGAUUAAGUAUUGGGAUACAGAAACAGGGCAAGUGAUAUCAACCUUCUCCACCGGGAAAAUUCCUUAUGUCGUUAAGCUUAAUCCUGAUGAUGAUAAGCAGAACAUAUUGUUGGCAGGGAUGAGUGAUAAGAAGAUUGUUCAGUGGGAUAUGAACACGGGCCAGAUUACUCAAGAGUACGAUCAACAUUUGGGAGCAGUGAAUACCAUUACAUUUGUAGACAAUAAUAGAAGGUUUGUCACAUCAAGUGAUGACAAGUCCCUCCGUGUUUGGGAAUUUGGGAUCCCAGUUGUUAUUAAGUAUAUUAGUGAGCCCCACAUGCAUUCCAUGCCUUCCAUUUCCGUUCACCCCAAUACAAAUUGGCUCGCAGCACAAAGUUUAGACAAUCAAAUUCUUAUUUAUAGCACUAGGGAGAGAUUUCAGCUAAAUAAGAAGAAGAGGUUUGCCGGGCACAUUGUGGCUGGAUAUGCUUGCCAGGUCAAUUUUUCACCAGAUGGACGUUUUGUUAUGUCGGGUGAUGGUGAGGGUAAAUGCUGGUUUUGGGACUGGAAAACUUGCAAGGUAUUCAGAACUCUCAAGUGUCAUGAAGGGGUAUGCAUUGGGUGUGAGUGGCAUCCAUUGGAGCAAAGUAAAGUAGCAACGUGUGGCUGGGAUGGCCUGAUAAAGUAUUGGGACUAGUUUCGAGCUUUGAUAUGUCAGCGCUUGCUAAGAUUGACCCGACUGUGGAAACCACUUGCCUGGGACGUUUGGCCUCAAGAACAAGGAAAUCUCUCGGUGAAAAAUCUGCCUUUCAAAAAAUGAAUGUAUCUUAACUUGAAUUUUGUGUUAGAUCAUCUUAGUUUAGUCACCCAAGCUCAUUGUACUGUUAGCUCUUUUACAUUUUUUGUAUACUGAAUUAGUACAAAAUUACUUCUUUCUACUUUAUGGUGUACUUCAUCUUUCUCACUUGUUUUCAUUUAGGAAUGAACGAUUCACUUGUAUAAUUACAGGCGCUAUAAGGGCAAAAUUAUAUUUGAGAUUUGAUUU
Molecule: messenger RNA, 2495 nt
Organism: Momordica charantia (bitter melon)
Lineage: Eukaryota; Viridiplantae; Streptophyta; Magnoliopsida; Cucurbitales; Cucurbitaceae
Source: RefSeq, a predicted model, not a curated record